Molecule: messenger RNA, 270 nt
Organism: Chlorella variabilis
Lineage: Eukaryota; Viridiplantae; Chlorophyta; Trebouxiophyceae; Chlorellales; Chlorellaceae
Exons: 2
Coding region: 1-270 (89 amino acids)
Source: RefSeq, a predicted model, not a curated record
AUGAACGACGCUGGAAAGGCCGCAUUGUGGCAGCAGAUGUACGUUGAGCUCAAAAAGAGCUCGAAGGCAGACGGGGAACGCAAGGAGCGGGAGCUUGCUAUGAUGGAGCAGGAGGCUGCUCUCAAGCAGCAGGAGGUCGCGCUCAAGCAGCAGGAGGUUGCGCACCUGCGCGCCGAGGUCCGCUGCCUGCUGGACCAGCUGGCCUCCUCUCGGGCAAUGGUGGAGCAGCUGCGCCUGGAGAAGCUCGGCUCCCCGAUGUCGACCAGCUGA